Molecule: messenger RNA, 2653 nt
Organism: Menidia menidia (Atlantic silverside)
Lineage: Eukaryota; Metazoa; Chordata; Actinopteri; Atheriniformes; Atherinopsidae
Source: the annotation of a GenBank genome assembly
GGACCCUUUACGUCAGUUCCACUUUGACCGCAGAGUACCUGAACGCGCCUCCGGAGCAGCGGCGAAUGACGUCACGCGGAAGUGGAAGCCACUUCCGGACUCAGUUUGUUUUCGGAGCGCAGUUUGGGUGACGGAAGAAGAUUCGCUUCGCAAACAGAACCGGACAUGAAGCUGCUCCUCACGGUUCUGUUUCUGGUGGGACCGGCCCAGAGCUGGAACGACGGCAGCGUCCUCCUGAGGGACAUCCAGGCCCUGACCCUCUACAAGAACCGGAUGACCACAGCCAGGCGCUCCAGCCCCGUCCCUCAGCUGAAGUGCGUCGGGGGCUCUGCGGGCUGCCACGUUUUCACCCCGGAGGCCGUCCAGUGUCUGAACAGGGGCUGGGACGGGGUGGACGUCCAGUGGGAGUGCAAGACUGACAUGGACAACCGGUACCGCUUUGGCCGCAUCGAGGUGAGCUGUGAGGGCUACAGCCACCCGGCAGACGACUACGUCCUGAAGGGCUCCUGCGGGCUGGAGUACACCCUGGAGCUGACAGCCGAGGGCCAGAAGAGCAGCUCCGGGAUGGGAGGGCUCGGAGGCUUUGCCUCCAGCUUCUUCAGCGGGUUUUCUGAGGACCGGCGCCAGCAGAAUCCCCGCAAGGCGACCCCCCCGGCCGGCGAGGGCUCCGGAGACCUGCUGGUGGUGGUGGUCCUGCUCCUUCUGGGCUUCGGGGUCUACAAGCUGUUCCUGAGCGGGGACGCGGCCCAGCAGCCCGGGCAGCCUCAGUCUGGGGGCUACGGCCACACGGCAGGGCCCCCCCCUCCGGGAUCCCAGCCCUACAGGUCGCCUCCUACCACAGGAGGCUUCACCUCCUCCUCCUCUUCCCCCCCCCCCCCCUCCUCCUCCUCCUCUGGGACCCGCACAGCCUCAGGUUUCGGGGGGACCAGGAAAAGAUAGGAGCUGCGGGAGGAGGGCCGACUCCGGCGGAUGGACGCAGAGGGGCGUUCAGGGGGAAAAAGACGAUCCGUCACCCCAAAUCCACCCUGGGCAUUACCUCCUGGACUUUUUUUAAUUCAGCUUUAAAUCGUGUUUUUUCUGGUUUAAGGAGGACGGUCAGGCUUCCUCAGACAGACCGAGUGUCCCCACAGGCCUGUGUGGGAGCCUGUGGGCAUUCCUCCCUGUACUGUAGAUGAGCUUUGAUUAAAUUUGUGUAUUUAAGAAUACAGCCGCGUGCUUCCCCCUGCCUGUCCCUGUGUUCUGUUACCGGCAGACUCUGGGAUCUUCGGGCUCAGACCCUCAGAACCCGCCGGACCCGUCUCGUCUCUGAGGGUUUCCUCCUUUCACUUUAACGGGAGGAAAACAGGAACAGGUCUCACCAAUGAGGGCGACUCCGGUGAGGCUGGCUCCGCCCCCUGUGCCCACUAAAACAGAUUUAUCUGACUGUUUAAUCUCAGAACAAACAAACGGGGUCCAAAAAACACACUUAAAAGUCGAUGGUAAACAGAUUUUCGGCUUCAACCAACAACUAACUUAAUUUACACCGUCAGAAAGUUACUCACAACACCUUUUUAUUUUCAAAAUUGAUGUUUAAUACAAAAAGCAGAGAACCCAAAGACGGUCUGAAGUGAAGAGUGAUAAUUUUUCACAUUUCUCAGUGGAUGAUAUGGUCACAAAAGUCUCCGAGUGAAAAACUUACAACGUGGCACGAAUGACAUGAGUCCGUUAGGAGAUAUGGAGGCCCGAGGGGCUGUUUCAGCCCCACGUCGGCCAUUUUGGCAACUCACCGUGUUGAAGAAGCCUUUGGCUUCGGUUAGCUUAAAACGAGCUGAAAAUAACACUUUUUCUGAAGAAAUCAAACAGCACUUAAGUUCUUAAAAGCAUAUACUGUACGUAACAAGAGCCACAUUAAUAUAGUUUAUAAUAUUCUAUUUGCUAUCUUUAUGAAACACUACGAUGCAGCCAGAGUUCAGGCCGAUAAGUUCAUCUGAAAGGAAAAAUUCAAAGUGACAUGCAAAGUUUCUCUCCCUCCUCCGUGUCCCUUGUUGCCCCUCUCAGUGCAGCCUUCCUCUGAAAAAGGAAGAAGUUGUUCACAGUUUGUUUUUUUCCAACUCACAGCAGGGUGAGCUCCUAUUGGCUCAGGUUUCAGCGUCAGCAGCUGCCAUUGGCCGAGCGCGGGGAGCUCUGAUUGGUUCUCUGUCCGUUUGGCACAUCAUCCAGCUGGCAAAAAGAACUCUUAUGACGAUACUAUUGGCACGUGCAAAUGUGUGUGUGUGUGUGUUCCAGGCGUUUGUGUGCGGUGUGUCUGUACAUUGGGUUUCCGCUGCGUCGGCACGGAAACGGGGAAGGAUGCUCCUCUGGCCCGUCCUCUGGAUGUCUACGGGCCCGAAAAAGGUUUGGAAACAGCAGAACUCUGCCGUCCAUCGUCUCAUCUGGCCGCUCCAAACCGGGUUCCACCCGAACCACGAACAAACACAUGCCGGUAAACUUAUAUACGCAGCAGAAUGGAAAAAUAAAUAGUCGUUUAUCAGUCGUACGGAGGUCUUGUCUGAGAAUCGGUGAGAUUUUGUGUGUAGAUGUAAGCAGCUUGUAAGCAGAGCCAGAAGAUAAGGUUUGUUAUUCUGUGAUUUGAUUUGAGUUUCCCAUCCUUUGUGUGUGUAUAUGUGUGUGUGUG